UUUAAUUUAGCUACAUUUUGUUAAUGCAAUAGAAUGUACACUUUGUGUGGAGAAACAGAUAAGAUCACUAUCAAUCUACAAUUAUUCACAAGAAUCAUCCAUGAGUAGGAAAAGUUUCUGUGUUCUAACAUGAUUCCCACCCAAACAGCUGAAAAGAGAAAGGAAAGAAGAGGCAAUGGCAGGCUACGGAAGGGAAAUGCAUCUGCAACAGCACAAGUAAAACCCGGCAGCCAAAACUAGAAACGCCCCCAGCCGGCCAGCCCACACACAAGGGGCCCUGCUCCCACGCGGUCUUCUAUUUUUCGCAGGUUUUCUACAGCUCGCACUUGACUCAGGUCGCAAUUCGCAUACCUGCACUGCAGCAUCUCAAUCAUGCCGCAAUUUAAAGAGGAAUCAUUCCAUUCCCUUCCCUGAGCUGAGAGACAAGUAGAGAAAUCCUGCUUCUCCUUUUGCCUAGAAAGCCAAGCCACUCAGUCCCCCGACUCCGAGACCCGCUGUCCACAGUCCACUGCGUUGGAGUCGAUUGGGGAUGGGGGCAUGGAGGUUGCCAUGUGGCUGGAGACUGCUGUUCUCUAUGUGCUUCAUUGGCUUGCUUGCUGAGGUCGUCCAUGGCGCGGGGGCUGACGCCCUCCAUCCUAGGCUCUUCCCUGCUGAAGCACGCACUCUUCGCCGGAUUGCCGCGAAAAUCGGGGUGGCGCAUUGGAACUUCUCGGUCAAUCCCUGUGACUCCGAAAGCAUGAAGUGUGACUGCUCCUUCUACAACAAUACCACAUGCCAUGUCACUGGCAUAUUCCUCAAGGAGAUGAACUUCACCAGCCAGCUCCCGCCAGACUUCGCCGACCUCCCGUGUCUCCUCCAGCUAGACCUAAGCAGGAGCUUGUUCCAUGGAGCAGUGCCUGACAAGUGGGCCCAGAUGAGGUUGCAAGGACUGUCACUAAUGGGAAACAGAUUGUCAGGGACUUUUCCCAUGGUUCUUACAAGGAUCACAACCUUGACUAACCUGAGCAUUGAAGGAAAUGAGUUUCAUGGGCUAAUCCCACAUGAAAUCGGACAUCUGACUCAAAUGGAGAAGUUGAUAAUAUCAGCCAACGAGUUCACUGGACCCCUGCCAGCUGCUCUGUCCUUGUUGACCAAUUUAACCGACUUGAGGAUUUCUGGUAACAAUUUAUCUGGAAAAGUUCGUGAUUUCUUGGGUAAACUGAGAAAGCUUGAAAAACUGCAAAUCGAAGGAUCUCUAUUGGAAGGGCCUAUUCCCUCGGACUUCUCCAAACUGACAAACCUCUCUGAUCUGAGGAUUAGUGAUCUGAGAGGUAGUGGAUCAGCUUUCCCAGAUUUAAGUGCAAUGCAAUCAAUGAAAACAUUGGUACUCAGGAAUUGUUCAAUCAGUGGGAGCAUCCCAUCUUACUUCGGGGACAUGAAAAAUCUUAAGCAUCUGGAUCUGAGCUUUAAUAAACUGACUGGUAAAAUACCAGACUCAUUUGCUAAAAUGGGAAGCGUGGAUUACAUAUAUCUAACUGGAAAUUCACUCACCGGGAACAUACCUGAAUGGUUACUGCGAAGGAACAACAUUGCGGACAUAUCUUUUAAUAACUUUACCAUGGGGAGCUCAGGUCCUACUCAAUGCCUUCAAGGGGGCAUCAAUCUGGUGGAGAGCUAUUCACCUGAAAUGAUCAGUUUAAACAAUAUCAACCCAUGCUUGAAGAAGAAUUUCCCAUGCGCUGCUUCGAAUGGACAGUACAGAUCCUCCUUGCAUAUUAAUUGUGGUGACAAAGAAGCAAUCGUCAAUGGAGUAAAGUAUGAAACUGACACGGUACCAAAAGGUGCUUCCGUGUUGUAUGUAAACCCAGGCUCAAACUGGGCAUUCAGUAGCACGGGGAACUUCAUGGACAACAACAUCAAUGAUGACAGCUACAUUGCAACAAGCACAUCAAAAUUGACCAUACCCAGCUCACAGUUGUAUGCAAGAGCGCGCCUUUCUCCUCUUUCGCUCACAUACUAUGGGCUUUGCAUGCAUAAUGGGAGCUACACAGUUAAGCUCCAUUUUGCCGAAAUUGUAUUCACAAAUGACAGUACAUACUGCAGCCUUGGCAAAAGAAAAUUCAAUGUGUUCAUACAGGGGAAAAUGGUGCUAGAGGAUUUUGACAUUGAGCAAUCUGCUGCUGGGUCUGGAAAGCCAAUUAUGAAGACAUUCACAACAUACGUCACAAAUCAUACACUAGAGAUUCACUUCUAUUGGGCAGGAAGAGGGACAACAGGCAUUCCAUACAGAGGAUUUUACGGACCUCUCAUAUCUGCAAUAUCAGUAGUACCAAACUUUCAAAUUCCUCUGGCUGCCAAGCUUCCCCAAACUGGCAGUAGGAUAUCAUCUAAAGCUUUGCUGAUUGGAACCCCAAUUCUCGCAAUAUGCAUUGCUUUUGUUGUUGGCCUUUAUUGGAUUAAGCAGCGACGCAAAAGCUCGAUGCAUCAAGAUCUCGGAGCACUUGACCUCCAGAUUGGCUCCUUUACCUUGAGGCAAAUCAAAGCAGCAACUAGGAACUUUGAUCCAGCCAAUAAGAUUGGUGAAGGUGGUUUUGGUUCAGUUUACAAGGGUUUGUUGUCUGAUGGCACAAUUAUUGCUGUCAAACAGCUAUCAUCCAAGUCCAAGCAAGGGAAUCGUGAAUUUGUGAAUGAGAUAGGCAUGAUAUCUGCACUACAGCAUCCAAACCUUGUCAGGCUUUAUGGCUGUUGUACAGAAGGAAACCAGCUCUUGCUAGUUUAUGAGUACAUGGAACAUAAUUGCCUUGCACGUGCUCUUUUUGUUGAACAAUAUAGACUGAGAUUGGAUUGGCCAACAAGACAUAAGAUUUGCCUGGGCAUAGCAAGGGGUAUAGCAUAUUUACAUGAGGAGUCUGCAAUAAGAAUUGUGCACCGAGAUAUCAAGGCUAGCAACAUACUGCUUGAUAAAGAUUUGGAUGCCAAGAUCUCAGACUUCGGUCUAGCAAAGCUUAAUGAAGAUGGUCACACCCACAUAAGCACAAAAGUAGCUGGAACUAUUGGAUACAUGGCUCCUGAGUAUGCAAUGCGUGGUUAUUUGACAGAUAAAGCUGAUGUUUACAGUUUUGGAGUUGUUGCCUUGGAACUUGUCAGUGGAAAAAGUAACACAAACUACAGGCCAAAGGAAGAUUUUGUUUAUCUUCUUGAUUGGGCUUGUGUCUUACAUGAGAGGGGAACUCUCUUGGAGCUGGUAGAUCCAGACCUAGGAUCCAAUUACCCAACAGAAGACGCACUCCUGAUGCUGAAUGUCGCCCUCUUAUGCACCAACGCAGCACCAACACUCAGACCAAAGAUGUCCAACAUCGUGAGCCUGCUCGAGGGUCAUACCCCCCUGCAACCCUUGUUGUCAGACCUCAGCCUUGCUGCAAACAGCCUGAGCUCAAGUGGUCUACGCAGAAACUUCUGGCAAAACCCAAAUGAGAGCCAGAGCAUGACGAUACAAGCAUCACGUAACAACAUUAGCGACUCAUCAUCUUUAGAUGUUGGUGGUAGCCUGAGACCUUUGGUGAGUUAAAUGCUAGAUGUAUUCCAGGUCCACACACCUGUAAGAACAACUAGGCUAGCCUGGUAUAUCUGUGGUAGCAGUAUAAUGUAAAUACCACAACAUACUAAUGCCUAAUCCUGCUAAGGAUGUGAGUACUCUUUCUGUUCUUCAGAACUACAGAACUGAUAAGAUUAUCUCAGAACUCUGAGGUCCUGACCUGACAUGAGACUA
This is a messenger RNA of Brachypodium distachyon (stiff brome), 3748 nucleotides long. RefSeq names its product probable LRR receptor-like serine/threonine-protein kinase At1g07650. Gene Ontology annotation, biological process: protein phosphorylation. Lineage: Eukaryota; Viridiplantae; Streptophyta; Magnoliopsida; Poales; Poaceae. Gene Ontology annotation, molecular function: protein binding; protein kinase activity; ATP binding. Bases 530 to 3547 code for a protein of 1005 amino acids. The record is from RefSeq and is a predicted model, not a curated record. The transcript is spliced from 24 exons.